AUGCCUAACACUCAACCUAAAAUACCACAUGAAUAUUUCAAACGAAAAUGGUCGGAAUGGAAUAUUCAAGAUUUCCUUGAUGAAUGCAACUUGAAAACGUUUGGACAAAAAAUAGAGGAGUACCUUUUAUCUCUCGAGGUAAUUGCUAAUACAGGGGAAAAUGGAAGACGCGAAAAAGCGCAAAGACUGCUUGAUAACUAUAAGAAGGCAAUCUCCGAGACGAGCCAUAAAACUAAUGUUGAGGCACAAGCAACCUCCGAGGUACUUGAUGUUAAAGUCUCCGAGAUGACUCAACAUUAG
Molecule: messenger RNA, 300 nt
Organism: Dentiscutata erythropus
Lineage: Eukaryota; Fungi; Glomeromycota; Glomeromycetes; Diversisporales; Gigasporaceae
Source: the annotation of a GenBank genome assembly